GAGGUCGGACGCUCGCCUCGCUGGCUUUCCCUCCAAAACAACUUUUCGAUCGGAAAAGGAUAUAACAUUCGAUUUUGUAUCCUAUGAUGAAUACUAAAGAGUUGACCACAUUAGAAUAACUAAUAAUAAGUUAUUAGUGAAGCGUUUAUAUAUAAGUGAAUUUUCAGUGAUGUAGGUUUAUGGUUGGGAUAUAAUAAAUGCCUGUGUUUCCGCAAGCAGUGAUGUGGUCGCGCAAGCAAUCAGUGUGUAGCGCGGUGAGCGGCGCGUCGAAGGGCGAAGACGAUCCGCUCGGCGGCGGCCUGCAGCUCUACCCCUUCGCCAUCGCUUUGCGGGUGCGAGUGCUGCAGAUCGUGUGCGGUAUCGGCGGAAUAGUGGUGGGAGCUGUGGGCUGGUUGGAGGAGAGACAGCAGGUCGAGCUCGGGCUCGGAGUGCCGGCGGGGGGCAUCACAGUACUGGCGGCAGCAACUUCAGUGUACUACAGUCGUGGCUUCGGCGGCUGGCCGUACUCGAGGGCGGGUGCGCCGCGCGCGUGGGGCGCCCCGUGGCGCGCGCUGGGCCCCUCGCCAUGCGCCGCCGUGCCUCUCACGCUGUUGUGGACGGCAGCUCUAACAGCCCACGUUGCCAUGCUGGCCUUUUGUAUCAGAUCGCUCUUAAAUAUCGGAUGCGGCAGCAGUACGUGCAUAGGCGUGGCGGGUGCGCAGUUGUCUGUGUCCGUGUCGACGCUAGCGGCUGCCGUGUUCAUGCUGCAGCUCGACCUGCGGUACGAUGCGUCGCUGUCCCCACCGCCGCGUCACUCUGAUAUGCACACCUGCACUGCUGUGUCUAUGGUGCCGCUGACGUCGGUGGCGGUGCACAGCGGGAACAGCGGUGACGCGGAAGGCAGCCCACACGAGAAGACCAAGGAGGCCCCGUCGCCGCUGGAACCCACCUGAUGCAGCAGCACCUAAAUCCAUUCCACAUGCGAGCUUGUACAUCGGAUUCCUUACUACAAAUAAAUCGAAUGAAUCGAGUGAAUGUGUCAUAAGGAUAUGCCGGUCAUAGAAAAACUCGCUGCGUCAUUUUCUAACGCUCGUGUAGUGUGUGCUGACUAUAAAUUAUUGAGGGUUGCGCCAGCUUGGGCAAGUCAAUUACUGGGCAAACAAAUAACGUGACCUCAAGAUCCGAAAUAACUGCAUAAUGAAAGAUCGUUCUUAUACUGAUUCGUCAAAGCAGUUAACUCGCUCGCGCUCGGCGAACGGCUGAAUGUUGCUGGACUCAAAAGCCCAGUAGAGCUCUAUAAAUAUAGUCAAUGUGGACUUACUUGCGUUAUCAAAGCUUUUGACUGAAACUAUAAGUUACCAAAAUAAAGAUAUAUUUUUUUGUAAAAAGAGUAUUCUUGAUGUGUUUAAUUAUGUAU
Messenger RNA from Cydia pomonella (codling moth), 1396 nucleotides. RefSeq lists its product as uncharacterized. The transcript has 6 exons. The record is from RefSeq and is a predicted model, not a curated record. Lineage: Eukaryota; Metazoa; Arthropoda; Insecta; Lepidoptera; Tortricidae. Bases 198 to 932 code for a protein of 244 amino acids.